Molecule: messenger RNA, 1699 nt
Organism: Pocillopora verrucosa
Lineage: Eukaryota; Metazoa; Cnidaria; Anthozoa; Scleractinia; Pocilloporidae
Product: TNF receptor-associated factor 4-like
Biological process (GO): regulation of apoptotic process; tumor necrosis factor-mediated signaling pathway; protein K63-linked ubiquitination
Molecular function (GO): protein binding; zinc ion binding
Source: RefSeq, a predicted model, not a curated record
AUGGCGGCCGGUGGAGUGCCUGACCUUGGAGGCUACGAGUAUGAAUUUGUUGAAGAAAUUCCAGAUGAUUGGGAAUGUCUUGUGUGUCAGUUACCUCUAAAAGAUCCUGUUCAAAUCGAAAAGUGUGGCCACAGGCUUUGUGAAAUCUGCGUGGGGUCAAUUUUGAGAUCCGGUACACCCCUGUGUCCUGCAGAUCGAGAGCCGAUAUCAAGAGAGAGGAUUUUCUCUGAUGUUGCUUGCCAUCGUAAAAUACUGAAUGCCCAGGUCAAAUGUCCUAAUGAAGAGUGUUCCUGGAUCGGAGAACUUAGGCAUGUUAAGAAACAUGGGCAAGAGUGUCCCUACCAGCCAGUUCCUUGUGUUAACGAGGGAUGCAAUGAAGAGGUUCUCCGCAAAGAUAUCAUUUCUCACAUGGAGACCACGUGCCCAUGGUCCGUGAUACAAUGCUCAUUCUGUCCUGAUCGUUUCCCAAAACUAGAGAAAAAGGCUCACUCUGAGGCCUGUCCGCGCUAUCCCGUUGAAUGCAGUAACAAGUGUGGCGUGAACGACAUACCACGAGAAGAGGUCGGUAACCACACUGAAAAUCUUUGCCCUUUGACUGUGAUAGAGUGUGAGUACAGUGCCAUUGGAUGCCGAGUCAAGUUUCAGAGACGAGAUUCCAAAGAUCAUUUUGAUGCAUUAAAAGACACCCAUCUACACUUGGCCUGCAAGAAACUGAUUGACAUGUCCAAAACAGUCCAAAAACAAGCUCAAACUAUUGCACGUCUUGAAGAGAAGUUAGAACGCCUUCACAAUUCCCCCUUUAUAUGGAAAAUAUCGAACUUUGCCUCUGUUAUGAAGGCUGCUGAAACAAAGGAACGUCUUGUAAUAAUUAGUGAUCCGUUCUACUCUAAUCACAAUGGAUACAAAUUUGAGGCGGAGCUGUAUCCAAAUGGCUACCAUAUCGAUGACGAUCCUGGCGGUAAGGGAAAAUUCAUGUCAAUUUACCUCAGAAUUCUUGUAGGAGAAUAUGACGGUCUUUUGAUAUGGCCGUUUUACGAUUCAGUUGUGUUCACGUUACUUGACCAAAACGCGUCCGUGGAAAAGAGAAGACAUUUGCGUCAAGAAGUUCAGCAGACUCCCAAUGGACUCGCAAGACCAACAGAAGCCUCCGAAGAAGCAUGUGGUUCCUGGGAAUUCGUGUAUCACAACGAUCUAUACAAGCGUUCAUACAUCAAAGACGAUACAAUAUUUAUCAAAGUCGCGUUUGUGGAACACAAAGAUAGAAAGUUCUCGAGAAUUUUCCAUGGAGAUUACGAUCUAUAGUCCUGGAUUACUUGCCAAAGCAAGUAUCCAUUUUGAGGAAGCGAUGUCUAUACCUGAAUUUUUUUCGGUACGAUUUAAUGAAAAGUGGUUCAAAAUGCACAUUUACAGUGGUAUAUUCAUCAUGAAUUAUGGUAAUGAAAUAGUUUAAGAAUUAAAACUUAAUAGUAAUCACGAUUGUCUUUUUCCUAUAAGUCUUUUACUCUACGAGUGAAUUCCAUUCAUAUUAUCAGUUAUGUUAAAAUACAGAGAUUCUAUGUUGUUGUGCUUCUGUCCAGUAAUAUAUAGCAGAUGGUGCAAACAUGUAGGAACCUUUAAUAUUGGGCUACAUGCCAGAUGAUUUCUAAUCUAUUUACCAGGCGUCUUUUAACAUACUAUAAAAUUUACAGUGAAUCUUUAC